GCCUCCGAGCCUCUCGGCUGCCGGGCCCGGGCGCUCCAUAGCGUGGGGCGGUUUCCUAGCAACUCAGGGCCCUGAGCGCGCCCAACUAUCAGCACAUAGGGAUUCACCCCCCUACCCCCGACACCCGCGGGCCAGGGCAGGGCCUCACCUCUCCGCCCCCCACCAACUGGUCUCCCUCUCAUCCUCACGGGGUGCACCCCUGAGCGCGCCAACAGCCUGGGCUCUGGACGGCCGGACAUCUGAGCUGUACACUGAGGCCAAGAGUACGAGGGCACGAAGCUCCCGCCCCCCGAGGCCGGGCUUUAGCACCCCCGCAGCGGUGUGCUCCACUCCUACCCAAGCCGGGAGCUGCGAUGCCUCGCUCUGAGUCCGCCAGCGCCGAGGGGGACUAUUAGGGCGCUCCCGGAGCCGCUUCCCCUUGCUGCUGGCGCCCCAAGCUUCCUCCCGGCCAGCAAGGACGCUGCCACUUCGACUUUGUCCUCUGGUCAACGAGGCUGCAAAGCUGCAACUAAGUGGAGUUGGCCUCCCUGCCCACCUGUGGAAGAAGCUCUCGCUGAUUGAUGCGACAUAGACUUGUUUCCCCUCUGGCGUCCCCUCCCACAGAUGCAGCAUCACCCAGUGAAUGUACAUUAGGCUGGUUUUUCCCCCCAGCUUCGGGCUUUGUUUGGGUUUGAUUGUGUUUGGCUCUUCGCUAAGCUGAUUUAUGCAGCAGAAUUCCCGUCGGCUGGAGAGAAACAAAAGCUCUUUUCUUUGUCCCAGAGCUGGCUGCGGAGCCCCGCUCGCGUUGCCGCCCCGAGCCUUUGGCAGUCGGAGGAGGUGCUUCUCGCGGAGAUUUCGGGGACCCACCGCGCCGACCUGGGAGGGCCGCAGGGGCCCUGAGAUGCCGAGCAGUGCCUGGGCCAGCGUACCUGCACCGCUUCUUCCGAGCCGCGGGGUCCGCCUGCCGGGCCUGCUGGAAACAUCCUAGCGACACUUGGUCCGCGGGCCCCAAGGUGCGCCUGGGAGGCGCGAGCGCGCAUCCAGAGAGCAGCCAAGCGGCGGGCGCUGUGUGGGCUGCUUUGCAUUAUGUGCUGCUCGGCCCUGGCUUUUCUUACUGCCGCAUUUGUCUGCCUUCAAAACUGCCGACCAGGUCCUACCCCAUUCCUCCGGGCGGCCUGGGUGUUUUCAGUUGUUCUUGGACUGGGCCAAAGUGAAAACAGCAGAUGUGCAUCUUCGAAUGCAGCAUCCUGCACCAAGUGCCUUGCGCUAGAUCCAGAAUGUGGAUGGUGUGCUCAAGAGGAUUUCAUUUCAGGUGGAUCAAGGAGUGAACGUUGUGAUACUGUUUCCAAUUUAAUAAGCAAAGGAUGUUUGAUUGAUUCAAUAGAAUACCCGUCUGUGAAUGUAAUACCAACUGAAAAUGAAAUUAAUACCCAGGUGACACCAGGAGAAGUAUUGGUCCAGCUGCGACCAGGAGCUGAAGCUAAUUUUAUGCUGAAAAUUCAUCCUCUGAAGAAAUAUCCUGUGGAUCUUUAUUAUCUGGUUGAUGUCUCAGCAUCAAUGCACAAUAAUAUUGAAAAACUAAAUUCCAUUGGAAAUGAUUUAUCUAGAAAAAUGGCAUUUUUCUCCCAUGACUUUCGUCUUGGAUUUGGUUCAUACGUUGAUAAAACAGUUUCACCAUACAUUAGCAUCCACCCAGAAAGGAUUCACAAUCAAUGCAGCGACUACAAUUUAGACUGUAUGCCUCCCCAUGGAUACAUCCAUGUACUAUCUUUGACAGAGAACAUCACUGAGUUUGAAAAAGCGGUACAUAGACAGAAGAUCUCUGGAAAUAUCGAUACACCUGAAGGAGGUUUUGAUGCUAUGCUUCAGGCAGCUGUCUGUGAGAGUCAUAUUGGAUGGCGAAAAGAAGCUAAAAGAUUGCUGCUGGUGAUGACUGAUCAGACAUCUCAUCUUGCUCUUGAUAGCAAAUUGGCAGGCAUAGUGGUGCCAAAUGAUGGAAACUGCCAUCUGAAAAACAACGUCUAUGUCAGAUCAACAAGCAUGGAACAUCCCUCGCUAGGCCAACUCUCAGAAAAGUUAAUAGAAAACAACAUUAAUGUCAUCUUUGCAGUUCAAGGAAAACAGUUCCAUUGGUAUAAGGACCUUCUACCCCUCUUGCCUGGUACCAUUGCUGGUGAAAUAGAAUCCAAGGCUGCAAACCUUAAUAAUUUGGUAGUAGAAGCCUAUCAGAAACUUAUUUCAGAAGUGAAAGUUCAGGUGGAAAACCAGGUAAAAGGCAUCUAUUUAAACAUCACCGCGAUCUGUCCAGAUGGGACCAGAAGGCGAGGCACAGAAGGAUGCAGAAACGUAACGAGCAAUGAUGAAGUUCUUUUCAAUGUAACAGUUACAAUGAAAAAAUGUGAUGUCACAGGAGGAAAAAGCUAUGCAAUAAUCAAACCUAUUGGUUUCAAUGAAACCACUAAAAUUCAUAUACACAGAAACUGCAGCUGUCAAUGUGAUGAAAUCAGAGGACCUAAAAGAAAGUGUGUAGAUGAAACUUUACUAGACUCCAAGUGUUUCCAGUGUGAUGAGGAUAAAUGUCAUUUUGAUGAAGAUCAAGUCCCUUCUGAGAGUUGCAAGUCACACAAGGAUCAACCUUUUUGCAGCGGUCGAGGAGUUUGUAUUUGUGGGAAAUGUUUGUGUCAUAAAACUAAGCUUGGAAAAGUAUAUGGAAAAUACUGUGAAAAGGAUGAUUUCUCUUGUCCAUAUCACCAAGGAAAUCUGUGUGCUGGGCACGGAGAAUGUGAAGCAGGCAGAUGCCAGUGCUUCAGCGGCUGGGAAGGAGAUCGGUGCCAGUGCCCAUCAACAUCAGCCCAGCACUGCGUCAAUCCAAAGGGCCAAGUGUGCAGUGGAAGAGGCACGUGUGUAUGUGGCAGGUGCGAGUGCACUGAUCCCAGAAGCUUCGGCCGCUUCUGUGAACACUGCCCCACGUGUCACACAGGCUGCAAUGAAAACUGGAAUUGUGUGCAAUGCCUGCACCCCCACAAUCUGUCUCAAGCUAUACUUGACCGGUGUAAAUCCUCAUGUGCUUUCAUGCAACAGCAUUAUGUGGACCAAACAUCAGAAUGCUUCUCUAGUCCAAGCUAUGUGAGGAUAUUUUUCAUCAUUUUCAUAGUUACAUUCUUGAUUGGGUUGCUUAAAGUCCUUAUCAUUAGACAAGUGAUAUUACAAUGGAAUAGUAAUAAAAUGAAGUCCUCAGCAGAUUACAGGGUGUCGGCCUCAAAAAAGGACAAGUCAAUUCUGCAAAGUGUUUGCACAAGAGCAGUAACCUACCGACGUGAGAAGCCUGAAGAAAUAAAAAUGGAUAUCAGCAAAUUAAAUGCUCAUGAAACUUUCAGGUGCAACUACUAAAAAGAUUUUUUAAAAAGUACUUUAUGGGAAACUGGAUUUUUAAUAAUUGCUCCUAAAAUUAUAGUUUUAGAAGUCACAGGAGGAGACAAAUUGUUCUAGAUCAUGCUAGUUGCUGGUUUUCACUGGAAUGGAGACUGACAAGCAUCCUCAUCAUCAUGUGACUCACAUCGCUGCUGACUUUUUCAGAGAAAAAAAUGUGUCUUACUACUGUUUGAGACUAGUGUCAUUGUAGCACUUUACUGUAAUAUAUAACUUAUUUAGAUCAGCAUAGAAUGUAGAUCAUCUGAAGAGCACUGAUUACACUUUACAGGUACCUGGCCAUUCCUAAGCUUCCCAGAGAGAAGCAAUGGCAUUGUGUCACUGCAAGGGUACAGUAAUCCCUGCAUGGAACAUGCAAAUGAAAAAUAAUAAGGCAUUUAUUCUAAUGUUGCCAAACACUUCAACAUUUGACAGUGAAUCUACAAGAAUAGCUAGAUGAGUAAAUGAUUAGUGUUUCACUCAAGAGGUGAACAGAUAAAACAUUAAUCUUGAGGGUUAUUGCUUUUGAAACUAGUUUUAUGCAUAUGUGUGUUUGUUUUCUUCUUUUUACAAGAUGGAUACUAAUUCCAACAUUCUCUCCUCUUUGCCUUUAUGGUUUGGUUUUCUUUCUUACAGGAUAAGUUUAUAUAAGUCACAGAUGACUGGAUUAAAUAAGUGCUAAGUUACUACUGCCAUAAAAACUUAAUAAUACAAUGUCACUUUAUUAGAAUACUGGUUUUAAAAGCUGAAUGUUUAAUAAGGGAGACUGUAAAGUAAUAUCAAAAUUUGAACAGCUUUGUUGUUUGAAGAUGUGGAGUCUUAUAUCUUCUUACCUGGUUAACUGGACAGACUAUUUCACCAUUUCAUUUGUCUAAUCAUCAGGUUAAAAUUCAGAAGAUAUUUAGAAACUCUGCCUUGUCAAGCAAAGUGCCACAAUUUUGACUGAGCUUUCUCAGAUAUUUACUCUAAGUAGAUAUUAGCAUUUUUAAAUUAAAAGUUAUAUUAGGCUAUAUAAAAUAGUAUCUCCUCAACUCCACUGACUAGAAUUUUAAAAGUAUGCAAUUGGCAGAAGAUAAACAGUAUCUAAGAAAUAAGCUAAUUCAUCAUUUUAGUUAGUCAGGGAAUCAAGUUUAAGUGAUGUCUCAAAAACCAUCCCAGUGAUUAAGUGGCAGCAUUUGAAGACAAUUUCUAUCUUACUGCCAGGCUAGUGUUCAUUGCACAAUAUCAUGCUACCUCUUGAGUCUUUAGAAUAUCCAAUUGGCAAGUGUUUUUAAAUGUGAUUUACUGAAGUCUUAAGUAUAUGAGCAUGAGAAAAUUGCAAAGCAAAGCUGAAAGAGUCAUUCAGACUGAAUUGGCCAUGACUAGUUGCAAUCUUUCCUGCCAAUCAACUUCCAAGAGUUAACUACAGGUGUGAAAUCCAUUCAUGCCUUAGCCUGUGUGAACAGCACCCCCUAAAAUUGUGCGGUGCUCACCCCGAGAUUGAUACAGAGGCUAUGAGUUUUUAUCUUCCCCAAUGGAAACUUCUUCACAAUUACCACAGCCCUACAGAUUUAUUCUCAUUUUACUGGCUAGAAGUCCAGUAGUCAGAGCUUUGCCUAUGACAACAAUGUCUUUUUAUAAUUAACAUCCCAAAUGGCACUUGAGUUAAUCAAAGUGCUAGAUAUUUGCAUUUCAAUGAAGACUAAAGUCUGCACUCCACAUUCUACCCAAAAGAGUAUUUUAAUACAUAAGUUGCUCUGGAGCUAACAAAUAGAGCAACUCCAUUAGCUGUCCCCAUAGCCAAGCAAUUAUGACUCUAAGUUGAACUGUAUUUCCUUCCCCAAAUGAGAGAUUGGGGACACUGACAUAAGUCAGUACUGUGACUCACUUGUUUAAGAUACCCUUGACCACCAAGGAUAACGUAAAAAUCACAUUUUCCAGUUUGUCUGUCACAUGUAGCAUCCUUUUUAAAAGGAAAAUAAAUUGAUACCUGACAGUCCCAAAAGGAAAAAGUGGAAAAAUUCCAUUUAUUAAAAUGCUGACAAUUUAAAAAUGAACAUUACGAUGUUCAUAAAGUAAUUUCCAUGUGGAAUGAAUUAUCCAAAAGAGCAAAAUAAAUUGAAACCCUGAAAGUCCAGAGUUUAUAUUUUUACACUCUCACUAGUUUGCACUAAUUUAUAACGAACUGAACUGAAGCUGUUACCGUAGUGUGAGACAAACUUCCUGAUAGGCCGAUCAAAGCUAGAUGAUGACUGUUAUGUGCUUUCUUUCUUUUUUUCCACUUAAUGAUCUAAUUCUUAAAGGUUUUAGAGCUUACAUUUUACUUGAAUAAUUGGUAUGUUCCUGUAUAAUGGUUUGUGAGAAGAGAAUUAAUAUUUGACUAAUUAGAAUUAAUUAAAAGGUAAGGGAAAACAGGGUAUUCUUAGAUUAAAUAAUAUUUGUAAAUAGAGCCUAUUUUCAAUAUGACCACAGGAGCCUUUUAAGAUUUACUGAUAUCAAACACAAGUAAUGACAUUUUUAAUGGUUAACAAAGUUAGGAACUUGAACACUUUUGGUACGACAGCUUUUCUGUGCCCUAAAUGACUUACAUUUAAAUUACAUGUGCCAUGUAAUGACUUAGCAAUGUGCAAGACAUAACACUACAAUAUAACUGUAUGCAUUUGAUUUCUCUGGGGACAUGUUUACACUGCAGUGUACAUGGGUUUUUAAACAUUUGAUAUCUUCUUCAAAAUUUGUUAACAUUUAGGAAGUCAUACAUAUUCUCUGCAAGACUCAGAAAUUCACUAGAAAUCUGAUUAUGUCCUAAAUGUUCAAAGCAGCUUUAGUUAAUAAAGAUUUUAAAAAUUAAAAUAAACAAAAUAUAUUUUUUGUCUUCAGGCAAAUUUUUAAAAAAUCAUUAUUAAAAUUACUGCAUGCAUCAGAUGUAAUCCUUCACUAAAGAAUAAAUUCCAAUGUAAUACAUUAAACAAUAAAGAACUUAAAUUAAAGAAAAAGAAUAAAUUCCAAAUAUGUCUUAAUAUUUCCUAAUCUCCAUUGAAGAUAUUCUUAUGGCAUCCUUGAGACACUGAAAUAUUCUUAUGAGGGACUAUGAAAAUUUUUCUCUAUAGAAUUAUUUACUCUGGGUACCUGAUAUAGCAAAUUAGAUUCAGUGGCUUUUACUUCCUUUCCUUACUCCUAUUUUUUUUCCACUCAGUUUUCUAAGGGAUUGCCCUCAAACUCAUUAAGUCCAAUUAUUAAAAAUAAUCAAAUGGAAUGGAAUAAUGUUUAUUUCCAAACACCUCUUAAUAAUUUUAAAACUCAUUAGAAUCUAUGUACCUGAAUAAAGACAGAUCCAUUGAAAAUUAAGAAUUUUAAGUUCUCACAACUGUUAGAGAUUCGGUUUUAAAGGAUUUGAGACCUUUAUUUUAAUAAAAGUUUCAAGAGAAAUAUAACUACUUGGGAGUUCAAGCAUGUGCAUAAUGUAUUCUGUUUUAUUUGCUCUAAACAUUUAAUUUAUGACUGUCUUUAUCAAUAUAUACUGACCUUAAGAACUCCAUUUCAUGCAAUGCAAAUUGAAAUAUAUCACCUUUCAAAGAAAUAUAGAAUUAGCUUUCAGGUCAUUUCCCUUCUCUUUUAUAAUUCCUCUAUGGAAAAUUUACUAUGGGUAACUGAUUAUACACAUUCAUAUUUCAUUGAUUCUGACACAUCCGCUUUUUCAGUAUAACAUCUCUGAAAUUGUGAUGUAUCUUGCAAUUGUUGGCAUGUUAAAUGCAGUGUUGAAAGUUGUGCUUGAAUAAAUAGUACACUAAUUAAUUUUUAACUACAUGUUCAUGGGUAUAGGGACAUUGCUUUCUUACAAACAUUUGAAAAUUAAUUUAUGAUGGCAUAUGAGCCAGUUUUCAGUACAACUGAAUCACAUACAACUAAGCAUGGAUCCAAACUGUCUGAUUAUGAGCUCACAUCCUGCAGACCUUUAGGUUAUUAAAGCUUUUUAACCUCCUCUUUAUGCCUGUGGCUAUGAUUUCUGCAAACCCUGGUUUAACUGAUAAGAAUGAGUGGGUUUCUCCUAGUCUUGUUAAUAAUUUUUUAUUCUUUCUAUCCUUUGUAAUGAAUACUUCUAUAUGAUCAUCUCUCUGUUAAACAAAAGUAAGUGGGAGAAUAUUACAUGUAAACAUCAUAAUUACAUUUUAUAGCAUCUUGCAUAUGUUACAGCAGUGACAGGAGAAAAAUAUGAUACAACCAAUCAGUGCUGUUGGAGAAAAAAAUAACUUUCUCUUUGAGUCCUUCUACAUUUUUAUUCUUCUUUAACAUUUCCCUUCUUUUGAGUGAUUUUUUUUCCUUUGGCUCUGAUAAAUUUACCUUCAAGCCCAUGUAAUGACUGUCAUAAAAAUGUUAUUAAAUUAUUUGAAUUAUAUGAAACAGUUGUUCAGCUAUCUGGGCAGAUGUUAAUAAAAUACCUGAGAG
Myotis brandtii (Brandt's bat) is the source of this 7809-nucleotide messenger RNA. RefSeq names its product integrin, beta 8 (gene ITGB8). Gene Ontology annotation, biological process: integrin-mediated signaling pathway; cell migration; cell adhesion mediated by integrin. Gene Ontology annotation, molecular function: integrin binding. The record is from RefSeq and is a predicted model, not a curated record. Bases 1066 to 3369 code for a protein of 767 amino acids. Gene Ontology annotation, cellular component: focal adhesion; integrin complex; cell surface. Lineage: Eukaryota; Metazoa; Chordata; Mammalia; Chiroptera; Vespertilionidae. The transcript has 14 exons.